This is a messenger RNA of Lytechinus variegatus (green sea urchin), 3222 nucleotides long. RefSeq names its product spermatogenesis-associated protein 6-like. Lineage: Eukaryota; Metazoa; Echinodermata; Echinoidea; Temnopleuroida; Toxopneustidae. The coding region runs from base 7 to 1728 and encodes 573 amino acids. The record is from RefSeq and is a predicted model, not a curated record. The transcript is spliced from 11 exons. Gene Ontology annotation, biological process: spermatogenesis. Gene Ontology annotation, molecular function: myosin light chain binding.
GACUGCAUGGAGAAGACUAGAAGUCGACCUAGCGCGUCCCUCGAUCGCCAAGACAACGCAGUCGUUGGAUCUUGCCUGAAUUCCAAAACAGCUGACCAUAACCACAAUCAUCAGGAAUUCUUUUGUUUUUUUACCAUGUCUCGCAACGCCUUACGCAUCAUCGUAGAUUUGAAUAUUGAAGCAGUAACCUGUCCCGGUGUGGUCUUGAAAGAUCGUCAAGAUGUUUACCUGAGUGUGUGCAUGCUGGGAUUCCAGAAGAGGACUUUGUGUCUCCCUCCGUUCUUCCCCCUCCUGUUCCAUCAGAAGUUCAGAUUUGAAAGGACUUAUGCAAACUGUGGCCACCCAGCACACUUGGCCCAUGUUCUUCAGUUUGAGGACGUGUUGAUUGAACUGAUCCAACUAGACGAAGAUUUCAAUCAAGAUGGGACGGUUCUAGCCUUCUACCAGCUCUCAACCCGAGAUUUCCUCUAUCCAGAGGACUCGAUGCUCCCCCGCUAUGCCGAGUCCGAUCGGGAGGUUCUCAUGAACAAGAAGAUUUGGUUUACGCGUCUUUCACCGAAGCUGGAGUUUUCAUGUAAGACCACCAUCCAAGACACAAGCACUCCUGCCUUAGAUUAUUACAGAGAUCGUGUGGCCGAGCUUGAAGACACCAAUGAGGAUUAUGUCAUUGUUACGCCAAGCAAGACUAGGGGGAGGAAGAAAAAGAGUCUCAAACGAACCAAGAGUUAUGAAGCGCCAACCAUCUCAUCGACGAUGAAGGCAUCGGUGAUGAAUACUUCAGGGAUCGAAGACAGACCACCUUUUAUCAUCAAAAGGAAAGACAGUCAUAACCGAGCUACCUCACCAUACAGAGCAAGGUCCCCAUCACCACGGCGACCCGCAUCGGCCCCGCCCAACCGACCAAGAACACCCAUCUCAUUCAGAACAGGUCCCCCUGAAAUCACUGGAAACUCAUCUGAGUACAUCUCUGAAGCAGACUGUCGUAUCUGUAGGAUAUAUCAGCGUUACUUUGGAAGGCGUUACUGGGGCCAUAAAAAAUACUUUCAUCCUAAUAACGGCAUCAAAUUCACAUCAUCAGAGCAAAUGCGGAAUACAAUAAGAGAUGAAGAGUUAGAGAGAAUCCUGAGUACCAGAGUAGCAGAUGUAGAUACGGAGAGUUCAGAAGAUCUAAUAGAUUCUAUGAAUGGCCUAUCAGUAUCCCUACCACCGGUUCCAGGACCCGCUGUCGACUACGCUCGUCUUCCCUAUUCUCCGCGGCUGUCCCGUUCACCCCGUCUUUCAAGGUCCCGAUCUAGAUCUCCAAGCCUGUCCCGGUCCAGAGCCAGGUCCAGGUCCAGGUCUCUGAGUCCAUCAAGGAGAUACACCCGUUCUCGUUCCAUGAGUCCUAUCUUAGCUAGACCAUCCCUGCGGGAACGGUUAAGUCCUAGACCAGGAUCUCCUUCCCAUGCAGAUAUCAUUCACCAUAGAGUACAGAGAGCCCUGGAUAGUAAUUAUUUGGAUGAUUCUGAUAGUUCAGUGACCUCAGAAGAAGCACUUGGUGCCCUAAGGUCAUCUCUUAAUGGCAGCUCUUUAAGCAGCUAUAGCAUAUCAACAGAUUUAGGAGAUGGUCAUCACCUGUCUACGAUCAGUUCUAAGAUGUGUGGGAAGACCCACCGUCAACUCUUUGAAGAAUCGCUAGCAAGGAUCUACCGCAGGCUGCACAAGAAGAUCAAGAACAGUACCUACUAGUAUUACCAGUCAAGCACCAAGAAAUGAUGUACUUCUGGGCCCUGACUUACAUAGAGUUGUGAUUGAUCUGAUCAACCAGAACUAUAGAAAGCCAGCAUUGUCAACAUCUGAAAUGCACGUUUGUCCAAAAUAUUUUCUUAGAUAUGAUGCAGACAUGCCAACUGUUCCCUUUUUAGAGUAUUAGUUCCUCUUUUUUGCUAUGAAUACACCAAUGCUUUUUUUGAUGAUUUGUUACUUUUUUUAUUUCUGAUUAUGGAGUAUGUAUUAUACACAGUGCAUGACACUUGUGCUGGUCCGACAGUCCCAGACCAGUAGAAGUCACUGUCGGGCCAGUAACUUGUCUCAUGAAAAGAACAAGUAAAUUCUUACGAGCACAUGUUUAAAAGGGUGAAUUAUCAAGUUUUCAAGAGUCAUUUCACAUGUUUUUUUACUGAUCUCAGGCUGGCAAUUGUUACAUUGAGACAAAUUUGUAAAAUACUCUUUUUUUGUCAAAAUAUACUUUUUUCCUUCUAAGAAUACCUUUUUUGUUGUAGAAGGUUGCCAGGUCUGAUGAUGUAUAUUCAUACUUCCAUUGGUUCUUUGACAAAUCUGUAUGGUCCUCUUUGUUUACAAAGGACAUUGUGGAAAUUUUCCUGAGGAAAUAUUAUGACAAUGGUGGAUUUCCAUAUAGUUGAGGUUGAUCUGAUCGAUUGCAACCAUUUCUGAGACAGAGCCCUGGGGCCUGUCUUACAAAGAGUUACGAUUGCCAUAGCUGCCAAGUAGUACUGAUUUUCAGUAUUUAUUACUGAAAAAUGAGAAGAAUACUGAUGGUUUCAUACAAAAUACUGAUUUCCAAAGUUCUGUUUUAUGUUUUGUCCUAUGGCAUAUCUUUGAAAAUACUGAUUUCCUCACCAAAAUACUGAUUUUCAGCUUUUAAAAUCCUGAAAUGUACUUGUUCAGGUUGGCAGCUCUGGAUUGCUCCAAUUGAUCGUAACUUCUGGCCUCAAAAAGUGCUCCAAAAUGUACGGCAAGCUAAUGACGACAUUAUUUUUCUUUGGUGCCAUGGCUCAUGUUAUAUGACUUAAUGAUUUCAUUGUUACAUUAUGAGACUUUAGCCAGAUUCUGGACAGAUUAUAUUUUAACCCUAAAAGGACUGGGGCAUGAUGGCCCCCCCUCAAAGCUUCGCACAAUUUUUCCAAAAUGCAAAAGGAUAGUGCCGCAAAAUUUUAUGACUUUUUUCUUUGAAGUCUCGCGCAACUUUUGAGACCAAAUUCGCGACAUACGGGUAUAGCAUCGCGACAUCACGUGACUUUUUAUGAGACAAUGUCAUGCCAAAAAUGGCUCAUUUUCAUACUUUGUGUACAAUGGGAGAUGAAUUUCAUAAAAGGGUGAUUACCGAAUUUUUCUUCCUAAUUGGUCUACUUAAUUAAUUUAGGAUUUAAAUUAGUUGUUAAAUGGUCUAUAAUUCCAUUGAAAAAAACAAUGAAAAACAAAAGAUGAAAAAACAAAGAAAUA